UAACCCCGCGCGCAGUCCCGGCGCAAGAAGAAGAGGAGGAGGAAGAGGAGGACAGAGCGCGCGCUGGAGGUGACACCUGUCAGUCCGUUUCCAAACAUCUACCGGGUUGUUUAAAGAAAAAGAGAGAAAACCUGAGACCACCCGAGGACCCGCGGGAUUAACCGAGGUGGACAUAGAGGCUGGCCGCACAUACCGCCGCUGUUUGCCGCUCGGGGGAGAGACGGACACGGAGUGGAGACAGGAGCGUGUGGCGGCAGCGUUAUGACAAGACGUGCCCGAGUUAAAGUGGAGGAGUUGACGCAGGUUGGAUGUCGAGUGACUGCCGGAGAGAGAGAGGAGGAACGGGACUUUAUCUGAGGUUGGUGCUCAGUGACACUCGUCCAGCUUUCCUGCUGAAGCAAACAUCACUGACGUCCACCUUCAGGAUAACAGACAGCAGCCCGCUUCACUAAUCUGUGGGCGAUCUUUUCACAUCAAGCCACGUGACCGACCAUCAUCACAGCGCAACUGAGGACUACAGACAGAAAACACUCUCAUUAGGCUUCACUGCGUCACAAGUGGAUCUGUCUGAAGUGACAAAGAAGCCAUCAAACAUUUAACAGAGGAAAAGAGCCCUACUCUUGUAUUCAGAAUCAGGUCAACCUCUCCAUCACAGCCUCUACACGUGCUCACUACUAUCACCAAACUGUGAAAUUUAUGUUGUCAUAAUUGUGACAAUACAACAAAUAAUAACAAGACCUUUUUACUGGAUUUUUGAGAGCACUGGAAGCCCCACGUACUCUCAUCCCACUGCUCAUUAAUUAAGACCAGGACCUGGCAAUUCAAAGCAAGCGUAGAACGACCAUCCCGAUUUUUGCAUGACCCACUGAUUGCAUGAAUAUCCAGGAUUACAUUUGACUUCGAAGAAGGACCCCUUGAGCCCCCAACCAUCUUCUGGCUGUCUCCCAGACUGUAGCAUUUGGGUGUGGAGGAGUUGUUUCAGAAUUAGGCCUCUGGACACCCAUUGAAGAUGACUUGAGUUGGCAGGCAUAAAACCCCUUACCAAAAAAGAAAAAAAAAAUACCCAGAGAGAGAGAGGGAGCUUGGCAGCAGGACACACAAACACAAAUGUGGGUGCCGGGGCGGCUUUGAGCCAUGCUGGUGUCUCUGCUCGUGGAGCCCUGGAGUACAGGCUAUCAUCAUCCCUAUCAUCAUUCACCCAAGCUGAGGAAGAUUCAACGGCCCGAAGGAACGAGGCGACACUUCUGAACAGUUCAAAGAAUCUGAGCUUACACACAGAGAUCCAGAGCGACGUCCUCCAUCACACAUACAGACACUCUCACGCUAAACCUUGAUUCCGAAAAAACAAAACUGCAGCGGCGGACGUGAAAGGCACAGAGACUGAGCAGGAGCUGUGUACCAACAUGGCAGCUGAGAGUCUUGCUGAGCUCCGCGACUGGCUCUUUCUGCUUCUCCUGUGCCUCACCUUAUUGGCUGAGGUGCUGGAACUGGCGGCAGCGGCAAUUGCCAUGGAGACGGGCGAGGGAGAUGAGGGCAUUGUUUGUCCCUCAGUGUGCCGCUGUGAUGAGGGCUUUAUCUACUGCAACGACCGUGGCCUCAGCCUAAUUCCUCCACUACCGUUAACAGCUGCCAUCCUCUACUUGCAGAGCAACCGGCUGAGUAAUGCCGGACUGCCUCCCUCACUGGAACGUAGUAAUUCCAUACGAGUAAUUUACCUGUAUGCUAACCAAUUGGAUGAAUUCCCUUUACACCUCCCACCUUCAUUACGAGAGCUCCACUUGCAGGAUAAUAAUAUACGAACGUUACCGCGGUCAAGUUUGGCCAAAUUACCAUUGCUAGAACGUUUACACCUGGAUGAUAACUCUAUAUCUACGGUUAGCAUCCAGGAGAGAGCUUUUUCGGGGACUCCGCGGCUUCGACUGCUGUUCCUGUCUCGAAACCACCUGUCAAGCAUCCCUGCGGGCAUGCCAGCUUCCUUGGAAGAGUUGCGACUUGACGACAACAGAAUCAGCACCAUCCCCACACAUGCCUUCCGGGGGCUUUCCUCACUGCGGCGCUUAGUCCUGGAUGGGAACCUGUUGGCCAACACACGCAUUGCAGAUGACACCUUUUCCCGUCUCUCCAACCUGACGGAGCUGUCGCUGGUCAGGAAUGCCCUGCAGUCACCACCUGUCAAACUGCCUUCAGCUCACCUGAUAAAACUCCAUUUGCAAGACAAUGGAAUGACCCACAUACCAAGGGGGGCACUUGAUGGGAUGCGGCGGCUACAGAGGCUGGACCUGUCAGGAAACAAUCUUACCAGUCUCCCCCGAGGACUUCUGAAGGACACAGAAAGCCUUGAGAUGCUACUAGUGCGAGGAAACCCCUGGUACUGUGGUUGCAACCUUCGCUGGCUACACGCCUGGCUGCACAGCCGGGGGGCAGGAGUGACAGUCAGAGGUCUGACCUGUCAAGGGCCUGAGUCUGUAAGGGGCCAGAUCUUGCGAGACCUAAAUGACCUGAUGGAGCAGUGUGAAGGCCCUCCUGUUGGUCCCAGCACUGGAGUCGGGGUGAACCCAGCAGAAAAAGAUGGAGGAAGUGAAGAUGGUGGAGGCGGCCAAGCAGUGGCUUCUGAGCCACAUGGCAGCACCACCACUUCCUCUCUGUUGGUCUCCACACAAGGUUCCCUCUUUACCCUGCGAGCCAAGCGGCCGGGCAUUGUUAUGCCUCUGCCUCCCAGUGAAGGAGGACAUAUAUCUGGCGAGGCCUUGGAGCUGACUGUAAAACCUCUCUCUUCAGACAGUGUACUGGUCAGUUGGCUGUGUCCACAACCAGUACCCUCCUUCCGCUUGUCGUGGCUGAGAUUGGGUAGCAGUGCAUCUCUUGGUUCAAUAACGGAGACUUUGGUUCCUGGGGAGAGGACACAGUACCUCCUUAACCAGCUCAGCCCACACUCACAUUACCUCAUCUGCCUGCUGCCACUACGACAAGAGCACUCAUUUGGGGGUUCUAGCAUGGGUUCAUCUCGAUCUGGCAGCAUGGACACGGACAGUAAAGACUCAGCCCCUGCCUGUGCUCAAAUAGAGACUGGAGAUGCUCUGAUUAGCUCAGGAGGGGAGGGGUCAGAUAAAGAUGGCCAGGACUCAGAGAUAACAGCCCUGCCAUUAGCUGGGAUCAUAGGGGGUGCUACAGCUUUGGUAAGCCUGUUGUUGAUAUUUGGCAUCUUCUGCUGGUAUGGACAGAGGGCAGGUUACAAGUCCGGGGACUCGGGCUCAUACAGCAGGGGCCGAGGUGGAAAAACUUAUGAUGACUAUGUAGAAUCGGGCACGAAGAAAGACACUUCCAUUUUAGAGAUUAGGGCCCCUCCUCCAGGGUUUCAGAUGACAACUAUGGCCCAUCAGCCACUGCAACCGAAGCUGGAGGACGUCACCUAUAUCCACACCAUUUUCCCCUCCUCUUCUUCUUCCUCCCAAGCUAACGGGACCUACCGGAGCACCCUCGGGGCUGGCAGCCUAAAUGGCACCAUUCUCAGCCAAACCAGCCACCAUCAUGUCACUUACGGCACCAACCGGGGCUACAGAGAUGGUGGUAUCCCCGACAUAGAUUAUGCCUACACGUGAUGAUACAGGGACACUGUCCUUAAGCCAUGUAUGCCAGAGGUCCCAUUUAGGAUGACGACCCUUGGCUAUUGGCCAUUUUGUCCUUGGUUUCCAAAGUACCCUCUGUGCCUCUGCUGGUUCAAUUCUGAUUGGUUUGUUUAGUAGAAAAGCCUGAUUUUAGCAAUGCUGAUUGGGCAUUGCUAUUGAGUGAGAGAAAUUACUGUCCUGCUAUACUCUGCUACUGUAUACAACAAUAUACGGUAGGCCUUUUCAGCUCUACUUAUAGUUAUGAAUGGUUACGUUUUCUCUUUUGGAUAUCUCAGUGUCUUUCAAGUUCUUCUAAGCUCAUAAUAUUACACAGUAACUUAUUUGAGGUUGAUAUAGUAGGCUUAGCUGAUUUAGCAGGAGAUAUAUUUAUUAUAUGAGGAAAAGGCACUUGAUGUGUAUAGCGAUAGCUCUCGUAUCUCCCUACCAACUGUAAGCUCUGUGCUGUAUAGAUAAAAAGGAUAACAGAGGGAGAAUUCAAUGGUUGUUAUAACCCACAGAUGACAAUGCAUCAUGGUUGACAUGAAAAGAUGUGUUUCUAGUCCCCUCCGUUCCCCUGCUUUUGAAUUUGUUCUCCUUUCUGUCCCUUUUUUUUUGGCUGAGACUCUUUCCUUUUAUUGCUCUCAUGUCUGUCGUUAGCAGAGGACGACUUUGUUCUCUCCAAGGGAGCUGACAGAAGUGAUAACAGUCCUGACAGAGACUGGAGACACAAACCACAGCAUGGGGAGACUAAUGAGAGGGAGAGAGAGAGAGA
Pleuronectes platessa (European plaice) is the source of this 4377-nucleotide messenger RNA. RefSeq names its product fibronectin leucine rich transmembrane protein 1b (gene flrt1b). Bases 1404 to 3599 code for a protein of 731 amino acids. Gene Ontology annotation, molecular function: protein binding. The record is from RefSeq and is a predicted model, not a curated record. Lineage: Eukaryota; Metazoa; Chordata; Actinopteri; Pleuronectiformes; Pleuronectidae. The transcript is spliced from 3 exons.